AGAAUUUUUAAUUACAUCUUUUUUAUGGUUAUAAUUUUACGACACACGUUUAUUGACCUUUUGUGAUAUAUGGAAGGAUUGUAGCUUCUAUGAAAAAUCUUUGGCAAUUACUACACUUUCGCUAUGGAUACGAUCGAACCGGAAAAUCAUGGGUCAAAAAUAAACACGUGUAAAACCAAAAAAGAUUUUGAAAAAUUGACGCAUACUCAUUCAGAAUCUGAUUGGAAACAGACUUUCCCCCAUAAAUUAAAUAGAAGUUCAAGCAAAAAUAUUUGUAUUUUAGAGGAGCCAGUUGUAAAAAUAAAGAAGAUGGGCUCUGACGCAUUGUUAAGAGUACAUGAGGAACUAUCAGAUCUUCAGCAUCAAUUAGAGAUCCAAAGAAAAAAACUGCUACAGGCGGAAGAAGAAAAAUUGAUUUUGCAAGAACAAUUGUUAGAUCACAGCAAAUUUAGUACAAGUUUAGGGGCAAUUUUGGGCAACCUUUUAUGGCACGCUUCAAAUGUUCCCAGGGUUAUAGAUAUUUGGAUUUCGAAGCUUCACAGCAAAUUUGAUGAAUUUCUGGGAGCAGUGAAUGGCACCUUUUCCUCAUUUAUAAAAACCUACGGAGAAGAAGAUCUUCCAAUCGAUAGUGAUGAAUGCCAGUUCGUAAUGAGUUUAUUAGGAAUUACUGCAAAUGUAACUGCAAUUCCUGAAGGAAGGCAAUUUAUUGUAACAAGAGCUACUGGAGAAGAUCUUAUCCGAAACUUUGUUGAAUAUUUUUCCUAUUUCCCAACGCCUCCAAAAUAUCCUUUGUGGAGACUGAUAUUGACCAUUUUGUACAACGUCAGCGUGAAUGCAACAGGAGUGCAGUGGCUGCUAAAUUUUCAAGUGGCGGAUAAUGUUUUAAGUCAGUGUUUGAAAGAGUCUACACCGAAGGACUUAAAUCUACUUUGCCUCAGUAUUUUGCACUCUAUAACUUGUGAUCUAACUGAUCCCAAACACCUGCAAGAAAUUCUUCAGUCUAUUCCGCUCGAAAAAAUGGAUAAAAUCGCUCUUACUGGAGAAAAACAAAUAAUCGUGAUGACAAGAGAAAUUAAAAACAAUUUAAAAAAAGCAAGACGCCUUUUGCACUUCAACAAACAGAAAAUCAACAAUAAAUAACGUCGCGUUCAUCUUUUAACGAUUUUUCAAAUAACUUCUGAAAUACUUUUGAAAUUAAAAAUCAAUUUAACUGAACUUUUCUAGUUUUGAAUAUUAAUUUAUAAGCCUUUUAACAAUUAUU
Belonocnema kinseyi is the source of this 1261-nucleotide messenger RNA. Its product is annotated as heat shock factor 2-binding protein-like. The record is from RefSeq and is a predicted model, not a curated record. The transcript has 6 exons. Gene Ontology annotation, cellular component: cytosol. The coding region runs from base 124 to 1140 and encodes 338 amino acids. Lineage: Eukaryota; Metazoa; Arthropoda; Insecta; Hymenoptera; Cynipidae.